CAGAGGGAGGUACCAACCAUUGCAUUUUUUCGGAACAUUGAUUGGGCGGUUACGGAGAGGGUUCCCGCCCACCGAACCUCCGGACACUGGGUCGCAACCUCUACCGACAAUAAACGCCGACUAUGUGAACGGCGAGCAGAGGUCUGCUCGGCUCAAGAUAAAAUCCAGUCGCAGCCUGUUCGAGAGACGACUUGAAUAUUUGAACAGAGUCACUGAGCUGUUUUUAGUUCAGUUUAACAUGUUUGCGGUUUGAAACAUCGACACAUGAGCAGUAGGGACUCCUUCAAAAAGGACAGCCAACCAAACGUCUGGACCGGCAGCUUAACUCGGGGUUUUGAGGACUCCACCCAUCGCUGCUGCCUUGCUUCAGCGCCCAGCCGACGUGUCGACCAUGGAGCUCCAGCACGCGCACUGCCUGAAGUGUGUCAACAGACGGUGCAUGACCAGACCGGAGGCGGGCGUCUCGUGCGACCUCAUUGGCUGCCCUCUGGUGUGCGGAGCGGUGUUCCACGGAUGCAAGCUGGAGGAGCACCGCGUGCUGUGUCCGUACGAGCGGGUCCCGUGCCUCAACACGGGCUUCGGGUGCCCCUUCACCAUGGCCCGCUUCAAGAUGGCGGAGCACCUGGCCACGUGCCCCGCCAGCGUGGUGUGCUGCACCAUGGAGUGGAACCGCUGGCCCGUCAGCUACGCCGACCGCAAGUCGUACGAGAACCUCAGCAAAGACUUUGAUGAGGUGGAGCAGCUGGACAUGGCCCUGGCCCUGCAGGACCAGAGGAUGCUGCUGGAGUCGCUGCGGGUGACCACCACCAUCUCCCAGCCCGGGGACAAGCCCCCGGACCGCGGGGCCGGGCAGACCGCAGCGGAGGAGGCGGGGGCCGGGUCGGGGCUGGCCAACGGGGCCGUGGACAUGGAGGACGAGCCGUACAGCGGCCUCUACAAGGCCUCGGUGGAGACCACCAGGACGCUAACGGCCGCGCUGGAGAUCCUCACCAGCUCCAAGAGCAUGGCGGGGAUCGCGGCCCACCUCCACGGGGCGAACGGGGAGCAGAACGGAGCGGUGUGCCGCGGAACCAACGGGGACAGCCACGGCCGGCACGACAACGCCGAGGACUCUGAGAGCGUGGACAUGAGGGAGAGCGACUCCGACUCUGAGUGUGAGCUGGGGGCGGUGGGCGGCCUGGACUGCGCCGUCGCGGCGGGCACCAACGGGGACGCAACCCCCUGGGCGGGGCACGGCGGUUCUGUUGAGUUGUUUGCGGAAGACGAGCAGGACGAGUGUCUGGACGUUGUGUUGGACGAAGCGCCCUAUGUCAGGCCCACGGGGCGCUAUCGCCCCGCACCUGUUGUCCCCGCGGAGCCCGACGGGGCUCUACCAGCGCCGUUCCCCCCGGCUGCGUCUGCGGUCAUGCCCUACCUGCUGCCGGAUCACCUCCGCAACAACCUGCUGCAGCACCUCCCCGUGGAGCUGGGCUAUCGGUGUCUGGAGCGCAAGCUGCAGAACGUGGGCAUGAGCCUGUUCCCCUUCAAUGGGCAUCGCAGCCUGCUGUCGGACCCCCACCUGUACCGCGCCAAGAAGGCGGACAAGGCGGUGGACACAUCGGACCUGGAAGUGGCUGAUGACCCCAUGGGACUCCAUGGCAUCGACCUGAUCACCGCCGCCCUGCUCUUCUGUCUGGGCGACUCCCCCGGAGGCCGGGGCAUCUCCGACAGCCGCUUUGUGGACGGAUACCACAUCGACUUCGGCACGCAGACCUUCUCCUUCCCCUCGGCCAUCCUGGCCACCAACACCAUGGUGGGGGACAUCGGCUCGGCCUCGGCCUGCGACCACGCCAGCCCGCAGCUGUCCAACCCCAGCCCCUUCCACACGCUGCGGCUGGACCUGGUGCUGGAGUGCGUGGCCCGCUACCAGACCAAGCAGCGCUCCAUGUUCACCUUCGUGUGCGGCCAGCUGUUCCGGCGCAGCGAGUUCUCCUCCCACUUCAAGAACGUCCACGGGGACAUCCACGCCGGGCUGAACGGCUGGAUGGAGCACCGCUGUCCCCUUGCCUACUACGGCUGCACCUACUCCCAGAGACGCUUCUGCCCCUCGGUGCAGGGCUCCCGGGUCAUCCACGACCGGCACCUGGGCUCCUUCGGCGUGCAGCUGUCGCUGCCCCUGAAGCCGGGGGAGAAGCCCCUCCGGAGUACCUGCAGCUUCGGCGCCCAGUGCGACCACUUCAGCAGCCUCCCCUUCGAGAUCCUCCAGCACAUCGCCAGCUUCCUGGACGGCUUCAGCCUGUGCCAGCUGUCCCGGGCGUCCGGCGGGAUGCGGGAGGUGUGUGCCAGUCUGCUGCUGAUGCGAGGCAUGGUGGUGAUGCUCUGGGGGAAGAAGCAGCGGGCGGAUGGCUCUUCUACGUGGCAGAUCACCGAUAAGGUGUGGCGCUUCAGCACGGCCUUCGGCACGGUGACGGAGUGGAAGUUUGCCAACAUCGCCAGCAUGGCAGACCACCUGAAGAAGUGCAAGUUCAACACAGUGACGCGCCGCGAGGACGCCGUCCCCCUGCCCUGCAUGUGCUUCACCCGGGAGCUGACCAAGGAGGGCCGCUGUCUGCGCUCCGUCCUCAAGCCCGUGGCCUGAGCACCACCACUACCUGAUCUGUUUGGGUCUGCUCCCCCAGAGCCCAGCGAAGUGGUCCACACCACAAAAGCAUUAUUACUUUUUUAUCUGCAGUUUUUACAAAUCGCACAAACAAAGGCAUGUUCUUUUCCAGUCUAGACAACAUAGAAGGCUGGUUAAUAAAACAGAAACAUGCAGUCUUGGUUUGUGCGUGUAAACCAAACUAAUGUUAUUGAGUUAUAGUGUUCACUAAGCCAGCGUGUGUUUUUUAAACCACAUAACAGGGAACGGACAACCACCCAAAUGCCAGCCUUGUUUCUUCCACCUUGAUAGAGCCGCAGCACUACAGAACCUAUAAAAUAAUAUCUGAUCAAUGCGUUAAUAAUCAAAGGUUUGAUUAUUGAGGUUUUAUUUUUCUACGAAGGAGCCAGUAUUGGGCAGUUCAGCAGAGAGCCUUGACUUCUGCAACACUUGAUUUUCUAUCCAAAGCUUGAGGCGUGUCUUCUCCCUGCCAGUUUUAUAACUUGCUACCUGAAACGGUUUGUUAAGCACCUUUCUCACGGUUUUGCAUUUGGUUCUGAAGCUCGUUUUAUGAGGUUUAAGGACGCCGCAGUCCAAACAUCAGGCAUGUGAUGUGCAUGAUGUCCGGACAAAGGCUCCAACACAAGUGCAUUCGUUAGCGUUACUGUAAGCCAGCCAUCCUCCACCUACAAAGGAUAACCCUAGUACCCCUUCAUCAUGGAGAUCAAUCCACAAACUAAAAACAAUGCGUGUCAACACACUACUGGUUCUGUUACAAAGAUUAUCAAGGUAAUCCGCUACACCAUCGCUCUGGUCUCCUGGCAUGAUGAACGUGGUCGACAACCAACCGAUAGCGAGAAUCAAGGUCUCGUCUCCCGCGGAGGUCUCGUCUCUCCGCUUUCAGUCGUGUUGUGGAUGGAUCUCGUGUCUACACCUCAAAUUCAUGUGUGGGGGCGACGCCAUGGCAACGGUGAGCGGUGGGGUUCCGAGACGCGCCUCUUAGUCAGCGGAGCCGCCCCGUGCAUGCUGACGUCACGUGUAUUGCAAAGACCUGCCGGCCAGGUCGAAGAGCUGAACCUAAAUGGGCACACCGACCUUGUGGUGGUAAACCCCUCUACUAGGUUGUAUUUUGGGUUUGUGUUGGUUUUUGUUUUCAGGUGUCGCUAAGGCAUCCCGAGUUUGUUGUUGUCCUCGUGUCUCAGGGUCGUAUCAUGAAACUACAAUAAAUGCUGGUCAUUGUUGUGGUGUAUUGUAGCUUGAUCGAAGAAAUCACUGAAAACCAGCUACUUGACUUUUAUGGUGGUAUAAGGAUGGGCUGAUUGUACCGUUCAGUGUUGGAGCCGAAGUGAGCGUUGCAGUGAGUGUACCGCAGUGCUAUGCUGGUUAUUUUCCGUGUCUUUUAAUAGUGCAAGUUAUACACAAAUAGUUUUUUAUUUCAGAUUGUUGAGGGGCAGUUCUCUAUUGAAGGGCGAGUUAGGCCGCCAGCUGAAGUCUAACAUGAAUGUAAUGUACGAACAUGAAGUAAUAAGAUGGGGCUCUGUUUGAAAACAGACAGUAAAUGGUCAAAUACAAGUGCAGACGUUUUUUUCUCUUCAAGGUGGUACUUUAUAUAAACGUAUGGGUUCCAUUUUAUAGGGUAUGCAGCAGAAGACAUUUGGCCGCAUUGUGAGAACGGUGUCCAUGGUGGAUGAUGCUAGACUGGGAAAUAUUGUUCUGAAAAGUGCUGGAAGUUCGUUAAGAAGGCCUGGCGAAAUGGUUCAAGAUGUAUUAUUUUGAAAACAACACUUUUGUAAUAAUUCACUUUUAUUUUUGUUAUUUUUAUAUAGGUACGAGAAUGAAAAUUCCCUCAAUAUUAUAGCUGUUUUUUGUAUGAAUUUAGCCCUAUGAAGCUGUGUCCACGGUGACAAUAUCCAUGGCGAGAUAUCACGGUUUCACUCUCACGUGCGUGAGACGUUUUUCUGAAAAAAACCUGUCUGACAAAUGGCGUUCAUUUUUAUAUGGGUUUUUUUGCAACCUGAAUCGUGUUUUUGUGUAAUAACUGUCCCCAGGCCUCUUAGGGAUGUUUUUGUUCUCAAUACAAACCAGUUUACUCAAGUAUUGGCAUAAUAUGCUAACACUAGACAUAUAGAUAUAUCUUAUCUAUAUAUAAUAACUGUAAAGCACAGAAGCGCACACAUUUAAGCCAACAAGUCUGUUGACUUUUUGGUUAUACAAAUAAGACAUGGCACGAUUUUAUUUAUACAAUUAUUUUAAUUAAGUGGCAACUGUCUUGAUGCUGCAUUGUUUUCAUCAUUAAAACCUUUUUGUUUUUACUUCAGCCUGGUGUUUUAUUGUAUUGUAUCCCAUCCAAUGAAAUAAAAUGGUCAUAUCCAU
Molecule: messenger RNA, 4990 nt
Organism: Gadus macrocephalus (Pacific cod)
Lineage: Eukaryota; Metazoa; Chordata; Actinopteri; Gadiformes; Gadidae
Gene: fbxo30a
Product: F-box protein 30a
Exons: 3
Coding region: 392-2617 (741 amino acids)
Molecular function (GO): zinc ion binding; protein binding; ubiquitin protein ligase activity
Source: RefSeq, a predicted model, not a curated record